Messenger RNA from Corylus avellana, 606 nucleotides. NCBI's taxonomy places the organism in Eukaryota, Viridiplantae, Streptophyta, Magnoliopsida, Fagales, Betulaceae. The record is from RefSeq and is a predicted model, not a curated record.
AUGGCUGAAACAAAGGUAAGCCUGAAGCUUUUCAUAGACAAAAAAGGGCAACGGGUGUUUUUUGCUGAAGCAGACAAAAAAUUUGUUGAUUUCCUAUUAAGCAUUUUCACUCUUCCUGUGGGAGCUGUCUUUAGGCUUCUGGAAGAGGGAGGCAGCGUGGUAGGCAGCUUGCCUAGCCUUUACCAGAGCUUUAAAAAUAUGAGUGUUAAUUACAUCCAACCAAGCAAAGACAAACUUUUUCUGCUAGAACCCAAAGUAAUCAUGCCCGGUGCUGUAGUCCCUCUCCUUUUGCAAAACGUUGGGUCAACAUUCCGUCAACUGUAUAGGUGCCAGUACUCAUCCAGUUACAGUUACUGUAGCAGUUACGUGGUUGAUGAAAUUAACACAAUUUGUCCUCAGUGCAAGUCUAAGAUGGACCGAAUCGUAACAUACAUAGGCCCACAAAGCGCAAUUAGGGCCUCCUCCAAUGAUGGUUACGUGAAAGAGACGGUUACAUACAUGGUGAUGGAUGAUUUGGAGGUGACACCCUGUUCCACCACUACUCUUAUCUCUCUGCUCACCAAGUUUAAGGUCAAUGUCAACGAAAAAGGGGCUAUUGAGGAGUGA